AGGAGGUCGAGAAGCACCAGACCUACUAGAAUGCAUCCGCGAUGAAAUGGUGCAAAGGACCAAUCCAAUGAAACAUCACGUCUACUCCCAAUCCUGGGUCGAGAAACAAUGCGCCGCCUGUGACCAACUGCUCGUCCAACCGUAACAAACUCAUAUCAUCUCUAACCGUACACAUCACCUUGGGAGUCACACUGCAAUACAAAAAGGCACCAAACGCGUUUCCUUGACUUUGUUUCCUUCCUCCUCAACAUCGUCUUGCAAGCUCAUAUCAGAUCCGACACAAGCCAUCAUGUUUCCCACCCUUUCCCUCGUCGCCUUCGCCGGCUUGACCUUGCAUCUCGCAACCGGCAGCCCACUCCCACCGUCCUCCUUUCCGUCCGUCUAUAAUCCCCACCCAUCCACCACUUCCGUCAACACCCUCGUCCGUCGUCAGUACAACGAGGAAGAUUUCAAUGAUCUAUUCGACUAUAGCUGGCCGCAGCAAAUCAUUCCAGCCUACGACGCAGAACCGAAUUACAAGCAAAUCGUGUCAUGGCCCGGCUGGGACCUCUUCUCAGGAAUGCCCGGCACAUACACCCCAUUCAACGAAUUCAUAUACGCCUGGAGGGACAGCUCGCCUAUCACCACGUCAGGUCCGUUGCAAGGUCCCCCGCCUUUUGCUGCUACCAUGGGCGUUGCCGAUGCUGAUGAUGACGACGCCCCUACGUCCGGACACUCUGUCACCAUCUCUGCCGCAAAGAUCCAGGAUGCGAUGGCGAAGCUCUUGGCGGAUCCAAAGGCGAAGGCUUGGAUGGUGGAGGGUCUUGUUGCCAUGGGAGAUGAUGAGUUGAUGGAACAGGUACUCUCUUCCCAAGCAGUCUGAGAUUUGUCUCUGGGGUUGCUCUUCUUGAAACGCACUGGCUAUUUCAACUUACUCGUGCGUUACAUGGGUAUAGCUUUGCAUAUCAAUGCUGUGGAACAACUGAAGUGACAAUGAAGAGACAUGGGGACGAUACUCGACACAAUUGUGCCGAGUGAAAACAAAAAGAUACAGGCGAGCGAUUAUGUACCGAAAAUGAAACAAAAAAACAGUUUGCUAUUUCUUCUUCUCUAGCUUCUAAUAAGAAAGUUGACAAGAGGUGGUGGUAAAUUGGCCUUUUUGAUACACAUAUCCACAUC
Messenger RNA from Aureobasidium pullulans EXF-150, 1158 nucleotides. RefSeq lists its product as uncharacterized. The coding region runs from base 290 to 862 and encodes 190 amino acids. The record is from RefSeq and is a predicted model, not a curated record. NCBI's taxonomy places the organism in Eukaryota, Fungi, Ascomycota, Dothideomycetes, Dothideales, Saccotheciaceae. The transcript has 2 exons.